CGUUCACUCACUCAGACUGAUGGAGACUUCAGGUCUGACCGCGCGUGAAGCGCCGCAGUGUGUUGUCAGAAUUACUAAAACAUGGUGCUGGAAAGGUUGUUACCUGGAAGGAAGGAGUCUAUGAUCAACACCAAUUAGCUGCAUAGGAGGUGUAACAAUGCCAGACUCCGCCCUCUCUCCACCAGUUCCACCAAUCACUGCUCUGAACUGUUCCUUGGACGUAUCGAAUUGCUCCUUCGCUAACCUCACAAUCGCAUAUGGCGAUGAGUGCUACGGCAGCCACUCUUUGUUUGUUGUGAUGGCCAUUGCCUACAGUGCUGUGGUACUUUUGGGUGUCGUCGGCAACCUGGCUCUCAUCCUCGUCAUCACACGGCAGCGGGAACUUCACAACGUCACAAACGUCCUAAUCGCAAACCUCUCUGUUUCGGACCUGCUGAUGUCCCUAGUGUGUCUGCCGUUCACCUUCAUCUACACCUUCAUGGACCACUGGGUGUUCGGCGCAGUCAUGUGUAAACUCAACAGCCUGGUCCAGUGCUGCUCCGUCUCGGUGUCCAUCUUUUCCUUGGUUUUGAUCGGCAUUGAGAGACACCAGCUCAUCCUACACCCUCGCGGAUGGAGGCCAAACCUGAACCACGCCUGUCUGGGCAUCAGCCUCACUUGGGCCCUGGCCGCCCUCACUGCCACACCCUUUCUGUUGUUCUCCAGGGUGACAGACGCCCCGCUGAAGCAGCUGCCCUCAGUGUUUCAGGAGCAGUACAGGGGAAAGGUGGUGUGUGUGGAGGAGUGGCCCUCCAGAGAAAUCAAGCUCACCUACACCACUGGCAUGCUGGUGCUGCAGUACAUCACUCCUCUCAUCUUCAUCUUCAUCUGUUACUUGAAGAUCUACACACGUCUGCAGCGGCGUAAUAACAUGAUGGACAGAAUGCGUGAAAACAAAUACCGUAGCAGUGAGACUAAACGGAUAAACAUCAUGCUCUUUUCCAUUGUCGUGGCAUUUGCGGUUUGCUGGCUCCCGUUGAACGUCUUUAACGCUGUCAUCGACUGGAACCACGAAGUGGCUAUGAACUGUACCCACAAUCUCCUGUUCUCGCUGUGUCACUUGACUGCGAUGUGCUCGGUCUGCAUAAACCCAGUGUUCUAUGGGUUCCUAAACCGCAACUUCCAGCGUGACCUCCGGGCCUUCCGACUCUGCAAGAUUGUGUCAGCACGGGAGAAUGAAUAUGACAUGGUUGCAAUGUCGACUAUUCACACGGAUGUGUCCAAGAUGUCACUGAAAAUUAGUAGCCUAGAUCUCUAA
Molecule: messenger RNA, 1297 nt
Organism: Sinocyclocheilus rhinocerous
Lineage: Eukaryota; Metazoa; Chordata; Actinopteri; Cypriniformes; Cyprinidae
Gene: npy1r
Product: neuropeptide Y receptor Y1
Exons: 3
Coding region: 158-1297 (379 amino acids)
Biological process (GO): G protein-coupled receptor signaling pathway
Cellular component (GO): neuron projection; plasma membrane
Molecular function (GO): neuropeptide Y receptor activity; neuropeptide binding
Source: RefSeq, a predicted model, not a curated record